CCCGACAGGUCGCGGCACGUCGCGCCAGCUUGUCCGGGCACAUCUAGUCCAUUUGGCUAGGACUGAGAUGCUCGUAAUGAGCACAGCAAGCCAGCGGCAAAGCUCCGCGCAACGGGCAAUUCACAACUCGAACACCUCAGCUACUCGUGACAGUUUGCCCAGUGCAUCAUUUGCCAUGAACCCGUCGUGUGUGUGCUUUCUACGUUUGCUCCAAUGCGCUGUGGCGGUGGUGGCAAUGGUGUCCCUCUGUGGCAUCUUCCACCCUGUCAAGGUGCCAGGCCAACCCUCGCUUAUCCUUGAAACGUCCUACUCCGUCAAUGCAGCUGUUCUCAUGACGACCUCGGCUGCCAUGUACAGCGGGAUCUUGUGUGUGUUGCUAUCACGCCCGUCCCUGUCUCGUCUGAGCCCUACCAGAAGAUUCGAAAUGACUGUCGACAUUGCGCUGUCGAUCCUUUUGCUUUUGGUGGCUAUUGUGCUCAUGGACAGCGACGACUUGUACCAUUGCCACGAAAGCAUCUACGUGCGAUGCCGUCGAUUUGUUGCAUCCAUUGCGUUGACGAUGUUCGUUUCCUUGUUAUUCGGGAUCUCUGCGGGGCUCGCGCUGUUUGAAUUGCCUACAGCGAUCGAGAUGGCGGCGCCGGUCCCGGAGACGCCCGUUGGUCCGGUGCCCAAGGAGCAUCGCUUCCACGCAGCGACAACGCAGUAGAUGUCGCGCAGAAUAUCGUUGACAAGGAAUUGUCCAAUCAAAUGGCUUGAUUUGC
This is a messenger RNA of Aphanomyces invadans, 761 nucleotides long. RefSeq lists its product as hypothetical. Lineage: Eukaryota; Oomycota; Saprolegniomycetes; Saprolegniales; Verrucalvaceae. The transcript has 2 exons. Bases 68 to 706 code for a protein of 212 amino acids. The record is from RefSeq and is a predicted model, not a curated record.